UUUCUUUGUUUAUAUGUCGCGAACGAGAUUGGUCGGUCGUGUGGGCGAUUCGCAAAAUAUCUUACCUUGUGUUUUGGAUUUGGUACUCCAGCGGCUGAAACUGCAAUACAUUAUAGUGCAUAAAGUUUAACUCCAUAAAUGUUUGCAGUAUGGGGCUAUCGUUUAAUAAUAAUAUAGGAUAAUUUUAUGCUGGUCUAGGGAAAAUGUGUCCAUGGUUGAAUAAAAUGUAUGUUUCCAAAUCUGUGGGUCGCUAUUCUCUAAGUUAGCUCAUGCAUCAUCGAUGUUCAUGAAAAUGACCUCCAGUGUUUCGAGAAGGAUGUAUAUUACAAAAAGGUGAUCAAUCUGUGAAAAAUAUGUGCAAAAAUUCGAUAGAGAAAGGAUACGAUUGUGUUUCAAAAAUCAAAGUGAAUGGGAUUUUACUCCCGCCUUUAUCAUUCUUAUUAGAAACCUCGAUAUGUUCCGGAAAGCUUCAGUGAUUAAAAGGUCAGCAUAAACUCGAUGCUUGGAAGGAAUGCUAUGCAUACACAUGAUGAAAACAGCACACUACAAGAGUGAAGGCCCAACACAUAUGAGAACUUAUUAGCCUUCCAACUCCGUAUUUGAACUAUUUGCCGUUGCUCUGGUUAACGUUGCACCUUUUGUUCUGAGUCCAAACAAACGCGCGGGAUUCUUGGAAUCAGACGUUCCUGGUUCCACGGCACGAAUAAGAAUUAGUGCUGCUGGUGCUGGUGAUGAUUGCAAAUAUCGACAGCAACGAAAAUAAGCUGAAGUUUGUUGAACUUGCUCGACCGAUUCGUUUAACUUGAGAUUGUUUGCUGGGCGGGCGAAAGCCGUUUCCAAAAAAAAAUCUCUGGCGUUGUAGAACUUGGUGGAUGAGUCAAGAAUGGAAUCGUAAAUAAUGGCGCAAAAAUGGUGAUGUAAUCGGAGUUCUAUACAGAUAAACAAGCGCACGCUUUCAUCGUAAGCAACAUACGGCAGCCCGCAGCAGACAAACUACGUAGAAAUUGAUCGAGUAACUAAUGCAGCAAAAGAAACAUGCGUCAAGUUGAAGACAUUUAAGUAUGGUAGUCAUCGGGUAUGACACAUUUGUGUUGGCGCUGUGAAAGUACGCUCGUUCUCUGCAGGUAACGGAGAAGGGAGCAUUCGUGACGGCUGACUGUGUCUACCCAUUAGUAACUUAUUGACAGCAGUAAGCAAUUGAUUCGCCACGAAUGCGAGUCACAGCUAGGGAGGUCAAGCCUUCGCGUCAGUUACAACGGUGCCCCUCCAUUGACACCAGCAUGGGAAAGCUGAAUACGAACUAUGGAAGCUACUGCUACCAAUCUGGCACAAUGCUGGAUCGAGCUGUGACCAAAUAUUGUACCCAUCGAAACGAUUAUUCCGGAUCACCACCAAGGAACGAUACCGAUGACGAGACGUCCCUGCAGCUAGGGCGGCUCAUUUGUUGUAGGGGAAUUCGUCCGAUGCGCUACGGUGACGACCAGGAUGACAACGAAGAAGAGCAGCAGUCAGACUAUCAUGAACUGGUGGAGAAGUGCGAUGAAUAUCGAUUUAUUUCUUCCGACGAGACUGAUCGGGAUGAGCAAGACGGCGGACACGUCGAGGUGAUUGACGAAAGCCGGCUGGCGUAUCGGGCCGAGGGCAAUGCCAAUAUCGUUCUCUCGUUGAUGGACGAUCAUCGGGUACUGCGGCUGAGAAAAACUGCCAUCAGCUAUCCGGAUGGAAAAGGUAACGUCGACCUGGAGCGAAUCGUCAAAUACUCCCGGGUGAUUGCGAGUCGUUUUUCUCGCCGAUUCGUCCUGCAGCCGAAGUUGGGUCGUCUGGACACGUACGACCUGGAGGCAUUCAACAAAAAGUUAGCCAAAUUUCGACCAGUUAACCGGUUGGACAAGGAAAUUCGAAUGCGAGACUGCAUCCUGUAUCCUGAUGUGGCGUUUCUACCGUUGAAACUAGACCCGUUGACGUUCCGGAAUCAAGACUAUGGACAGGACGGGUUCAGAGGACAUUGGCAGAAUACGUACUGCGUGGAGAUCAAGCCCAAACAAGGUUGGUCCCUGGACGAUAUUUGCUAUAACGAUGGAUUCACUCGGGAUCAGCUGUUUGGAAACUGGGAAGGCGAUCAGCAGCUCGUGGAUCUGAAGUGCACAUCAAAGUGUCGAUUCUGUUUGUUUCAGUAUUCGAAGUUACAUAAAAAAAUGAUUGAAAAAAUCAGUAAAUAUUGUCCGUCGGAUUUAUUCUCUGGUAAACCGAUCCGCAUGCUGAACGCCAUUAAAGGUCUUAUUGGGUCUCCUCAGAACAAUUUAAAGCUCUGUAAAAACGGACGCAUUGUCUACGAUGAGCAGCAGGACAAGUCCGUCUUUAACCGCAUCCUGAAGGAUAUCUUUCCCCGCGAUGGAUGCACCAAAGAAGAGAGAAAAACAAUUUUUAUGAAUCUGAUAAAGGAAGCCUUGUUGAAGGACUUCUCUAGUUUCGAUACACAUCCCGAGAGAAAACUACUUACUCUACGAAAGGAUAGGAAAAAGGAUAAGAAUCUAAUCCAUCAUCGUACCUGCACAUCAAUCAAUUAUCAGUUCCUACCGAGGAAUUGUGUUCUCAAACAAAUUCUGGAUAUGCAACUGUUGGUAAAGCCAACUCUGCCCACGAUUCGGCCGGACUUGUACCAACAGACCUCAUCGGGCGGUAAUCCGUUUUCCUACAUCGAUGAGCUGUACGAAAAGUAUUUGGAUUGCUUGGACGAGUGCUGCGAGCAGCGGUUACCGGUUCGGUCACUUUGCCUCGAGGAUUCCUACCUGAACGAUCAGGAGCGAUAUCAGCUGGGAGCUAGCGCACUGGAUUGUUCCAUUAUGAUUACAUUCCGACGAUUGGCUGAACGCGAAGAGAAAAGAUUGUCGUCGGCGGCCAAGGCACACAUAGUCACGCUGGAGAAAAUGAAAUUCCUGGUAAACGUCACCAUCACCGAUCUGGACCCCAAGUCGCUCAAACACUACAACAAAUACCUCCGCCAGCUGCACGAAUCUGUUGCACAUUAUCGCGAGUUUAUGACCAAGCUGAAACGUUAGACUUUUUUUUAUAGAGUACAUACUGCAUGAUGACGUAGUUUACCAGUUCACAGAGCUUGUUUACAGGGACUUCGUCUCUGGAACAGCUUCCGCAUAAAACUUCUAUGAGGUUUAUAAAGAAUAAUGGUGAUUGAUUUAUGGUAGGAAAUCAAAAUGAUUUUGAACGGAAAAAAUAAAUUUGUAUUUCCGUCUCAUUGAUUUUAAUUCUAACACCCUAAAAACAAGCUCUGUAAACUUUGAAAUAAGUGAGGUAAGGUCAAGAUCUUGCAUUGGUCUAUUGUUGAGAUUUUCGACCAAACAAAAUAGCGUAAUAAUACCACAGUUGUUGUCUUUUCGAUGUAAGGAUACCCAUACUAAUGUGAUUCUUUUGCGUGAGUGUUUUGUAAAGUAGCCAAUUUUCGAUCAAAUUCUAUUUAUUCGCGUAAUUAUGUCUCAGCUUCCACUUCCAUACGUAAGCAUCACGGUUUUAGUAGAAUUAAUACAAAUGUCGAGCAAUAAUAAGUAUUCUUCUGUUAGGCAAUUGUAAAUUUGUGGUAUUAAUUAUGUACACAAAAUCGCUCAUAGUAGUAGAUAAUUAAUGCAAUUUUUAUACUUGUAGAGAUAAUUCUUUUUCAACUUAUUUAUUGAAACGCUCAUAUUAACACAAA
This is a messenger RNA of Armigeres subalbatus, 3706 nucleotides long. It is a transcript of the gene Ipk1, whose product is annotated as inositol-pentakisphosphate 2-kinase. Bases 1212 to 3059 code for a protein of 615 amino acids. The transcript has 14 exons. Gene Ontology annotation, biological process: inositol phosphate biosynthetic process. NCBI's taxonomy places the organism in Eukaryota, Metazoa, Arthropoda, Insecta, Diptera, Culicidae. The record is from RefSeq and is a predicted model, not a curated record. Gene Ontology annotation, cellular component: nucleus. Gene Ontology annotation, molecular function: ATP binding; inositol-1,3,4,5,6-pentakisphosphate 2-kinase activity.